This is a messenger RNA of Puntigrus tetrazona (Sumatra barb), 1281 nucleotides long. It is a transcript of the gene igfbp1b, whose product is annotated as insulin-like growth factor binding protein 1b. NCBI's taxonomy places the organism in Eukaryota, Metazoa, Chordata, Actinopteri, Cypriniformes, Cyprinidae. Gene Ontology annotation, molecular function: insulin-like growth factor I binding; insulin-like growth factor II binding. The transcript is spliced from 4 exons. Gene Ontology annotation, biological process: regulation of insulin-like growth factor receptor signaling pathway. The coding region runs from base 25 to 738 and encodes 237 amino acids. The record is from RefSeq and is a predicted model, not a curated record. Gene Ontology annotation, cellular component: extracellular region.
CCGAGAGCAGAUUCUGCCUCUGCUAUGAGGAGGCCGUGUGUGUUGGUGUUGUUGGUGAGCGUCCUGCUGCGUCCGGCGGAUCUGUCGCCGGUGAUCCGCUGCGCUCCGUGUUCUCAGGAGCAGCUGGACUCGUGUCCGGCCGUGUCCCCGGACUGUCCCGAGGUGCUGCGAGAGCCGGGCUGCGGCUGCUGCGUGUCCUGCGCUCUCAGGAGAGGAGAGUCCUGCGGCGUUUACACGGCUCCCUGCGGCGCCGGCCUGCGCUGCGUCCCCAGACCCGAUGACCCCAGACCGCUUCACUCGCUGACCCGGGGCCAGGCUGUCUGCGCCGAGGAACACCGGACACCAGACGAGCUGGACAUCACGUCUGACCAGGACUCCCUGCAGUAUCUGCUGGGUCUGAACCGGCCCCUGGACCCGCAGGACGCAGCGGAGGCUCAAGAGAGCAUCAAGGCCAAAGUCAACGCCAUCCGGAAGAAACUGAUCCAGCAGGGUCCGUGUCACACAGAGCUGAAUGCGGCUCUAGACAUUAUCGCUGAGUCUCAGCAGACAUUAGGAGAGAAGUUCACCAGCUUUUACCUGCCCAACUGUGACAAGCACGGAUUCUACAAGGCCAAGCAGUGUGAGACGUCUCUGCUGGGCCUGGCUCCUCGCUGCUGGUGUGUGUCGUCCUGGAGCGGGAAGAAGAUCGGUGAGGACCUGGUGUCUGACUCUCAGUGUCAUCAGGAGCUCACGCACUGAACUUCUCACCAUAUUUAUUCUUAUCUAUAUGGUUCCUAUGUGCUCAAUAUUUAUGAACUAGUUUUUGACAAAGACUGAAACAAACACUAGAAAAAUGUUUUUCAAACUCCACCUCAGUGAGAUCCAGAUCUGGGUCUUCAUAAACUCACAGAUGAAAUCUAUACGCUCCACGAUGAUGUUUAUUGAACAAUAUGAUAUGUUUUGAUGAGUCUUCAUCAGUCUGUGGUUUUUCCUGACUACUUUUAAUUCAGUUAUAACAUCUCUGCAGUAUAAUCUCCGUCAGAGGAACUUGUUUGAAUGCUGAUAUUAUUCAGUGAAAACAGUUUUGUUUUCUGUAAACUCAGAUUUAAUUGCUAUAUUAUUUGACUAUGUAUUUAAGCCAGAUGUCUACCUCAUAUUAGACAUGACGUCUUUAUGGACUCCCUGAACAUAUUUAAGAGUGCUGCUCUAUUUAUUCUGAAACUAUUAUUUUAUUGCAUAUAAAUGUAAUGUAAAUAACUUCAUGAGUUUAUUUCAAUAAAGUGAGAGAUUGUACAGUUUGAA